Molecule: messenger RNA, 2190 nt
Organism: Scheffersomyces amazonensis
Lineage: Eukaryota; Fungi; Ascomycota; Pichiomycetes; Serinales; Debaryomycetaceae
Exons: 1
Coding region: 83-2155 (690 amino acids)
Biological process (GO): regulation of translation
Cellular component (GO): nucleolus
Molecular function (GO): mRNA binding
Source: RefSeq, a predicted model, not a curated record
CUGUGGGUGAAAAAUUUCUAGAGCAAAUAAUAUUUGGCAGUAUUUAUAGGGUUUAUACGAAGAACUAUUGGAGUCAUUAAGUAUGGUAACUAAAGCUAAGGGUGUCAAGCGUUCUGCUCCAUCGAGUAACUCGAAAGGUAACUUGAAAAAGUCCAAAGUUGUACAAAAGCUUCCAUCUCCACCUACUGAAUCUGAAGAAGAGUCUGGUUCUGAAGAUGAAUUAUCUAGUGAAGAAGACAUUGAAGUGUCUUCUGAAGAUGAAUUGGAUGAUUUAGAUAAGUCUGAAGAUGAAGAUGAAUUAGACGAUCUUGAUACUGAAGAAAAAGUAGUCAAAGAUGACGAAGAAGAUGAAGAUGAUGAUGAAGAAAGUGACGAUGAAGACAAAGAAGUAAGUAAAGAAGUUGAUCCAAAUAAGAAAUCUUCAAAAGAACAACAUGCAGAACAACGUAAAUUACUUGCUGAACGUAAGUUACAAAGAAAGUCUGGUGUUGAAGUUCAACAAAUUAAGAAUUUAUGGGAAAAGUUAAGAGUUACCAAACCUGCUCUUCCAAAACAAAUUAAAGAUAAACUUUGUGAUGAAAUAUGGGAAUUAGCUAAGGAUGUCAUUCUUGAUUUGGUUUUAAAACAUGAUGCAUCUCGUGUGGUUCAAACAUUAAUUAAAUAUUGUUCUAAGGAUAGAAGAGAAAAAAUUGUUGAUUCCUUAAAGGGUAACUAUUAUCAAUUAGCUACUUCAUCUUAUGGUAAAUAUUUAUUAGUUAAAUUAUUGCAUUAUGGAUCUAAAGAAUCAAGAACUAAAAUUCUUGAUGAAUUACAUGGUAAAUUACGUAAAUUAAUGAGACAUAAAGAAGGAGCUUAUGUUGCCGAAGAUUUAUAUGUUUUAUAUUCAUCAGCUGAACAAAAACAUCAAAUUUUAAGAGAAUUUUGGGGAGCUGAAUAUGCUGUAUUUAAAGAUUCAGGAAAGGGUAAAAAUGUAUUAGAAGUUACUAAAGAACUGUCAGAAAAGAAACAAUUAAUUAUGUCUAAUUUAUAUGGUACUAUUAAAGCAUCAGUUGAAAAGGGAUCUACAGGAUUUCAAAUUUUACAUGCUGCAAUGAAAGAAUAUGUUAGUAUUUUAGAAGAUAAUAUUGAAAUGAAUGAUUCACAAAUUAGAGAUUUUAUUGAUUUAUUAAAUGAACAAUUUGCUGAAUUAGUUCAUACUCAAGAAGGUGCAGAAGUUGCAAGUACAUUAAUUGCUCUUGCUAAUGCUAAGGAAAGAAAACUUAUUAUAAGAUCAUUAAAAUCUCAUAUUGAAGAACUUAUAAAGAAUGAAUAUGGUAAUAUUGUAUUAAUAACAUUAUUUAUGACAGUUGAUGAUACAGUAUUAGUUCAUAAAUCUUUUGGUCAAGAAUUAUUUACAAAAGAAUUAACUCCAAAAUUUAUUCAGGAUAAAUUUGCUAGAAGACCAAUUAUUUAUCUCUUGAAGGGAUUAGAUGGUAAAUUUUUUGCACCCAAUGUUAAAAAACAAUUAACUAAAUAUGAAGAAUUGGCUUAUAAGAAAACUUCUAAGAAACCUCAAGAACAAAGAAGAGAAGAAUUAGCUUCAAAGGCAUUACCUUUAGUAUAUAAGAGUAUUUUAGCUGAAAAGGAUGGAGAAGAAUUUGGAUUAGAUAAGACCCUUUCUAUUAAUUUAGUAUCUCAAUUUUUAUCGGAAUUAAUCUUAACUCCAACUGAUAAUGAAGAUAUUAAUAAUAAAUUUAGACCAGAAUUAAUUGAUGCUAUUUUUGAUAAAACUAUUAAAGGAGAUAUUCUUGAAGAUUUCCAUUUGGUUAAUAAAGGACCAUUUGUUACUAGACUUUUGAAAGCAUUAAUUCAAGGAACUGAUUUUAAAUGGAAUCCAGAAUCUAAGAAACUUGAAACUAAUACCACUAGUAAAGCCAUUCCUAAUACAGGUAUUGAAUUUGCAGUUAAAGUUGCUAAUGAAAUCAUUAAUAAAUUACAAGAUUGGACUACUGGUCAAGGUGCCUUUGUAGUUGUUGCAGUUUAUGAAGUCUUACAAAUACUGAGUGAAGAUUCUACUUUUAAGAAGUUUAAAAAGGAAUUACUUAAACAAAAGAAAGAGUUAGCUUCUGAUAAAGAUAAUAAGGGAGCUGCUUUAUUACUUAGUCUUUUGAAAUAAGUAGUUAGUUAGUUAGUUAGUUAGUUAGUUAGUUA